Messenger RNA from Planococcus citri (citrus mealybug), 830 nucleotides. RefSeq lists its product as uncharacterized. The transcript has 4 exons. NCBI's taxonomy places the organism in Eukaryota, Metazoa, Arthropoda, Insecta, Hemiptera, Pseudococcidae. The record is from RefSeq and is a predicted model, not a curated record. Gene Ontology annotation, molecular function: protein binding. Bases 303 to 710 code for a protein of 135 amino acids.
UCGUCAUUUUACCGACUUUUUCAAUUUUGUGAUACCGAAUGUCGUCAACGAUAAGUUUUAAUCAGCUAUAUCUGUGUAUUAGUACACAGCUACACAUCUGGAUUAAUUUACUAAUUUCCGGGAACACGUAGGUGUUUUGAUGAAGCACUCGCAAUCUGCAAAGCGAAAAUAAAACUUGGUAUCAAUACGUUUCAUGUAUUUCAACUUGAUGAACUUGCAAUCGAGAAUAUUGGUAACUAGUGAGAUUUUUAUUGUUCAAAGUAAAACAUUGUGAUAGUGGGUGUUCGGUGGAAAGUGGCAUAAUGAUCCGCAUUAUUUUGCUAUUGGUAUUUUGCGCGAAAUUCUACGAAGUGACAAUGGAGACGAAAACCAAUGAAGGAGGGCUAGUUAUGUUUAUUAAUUCAGGGUUUACAUGUAAUGAUGGCAGUUAUAUCCAUAUACGUCACUUCUGCAAUGGGAAAAAAGAUUGCUCACAAAAUGAAGAUGAAGAUACAGACAGUAAAGAAUGUUUAGAAAGGAGAUUAAAGCAAGUAUUCGCAGAAGAACAAAACCUACUGAAAGUACCACUAAGUGAAAUUGGAGGACCCCCAAAAGAAAACCAGAAUAAUAUAGAUGCUGAAAGAACGCGGAAAGCACGGAAAAUAGCGAAACUCAAAGAAAUAAAUGCUAUAAAAGAAGAUCUACAGAAGAAAAUGAACCGUCAAAGUUGAAAAUUUACGUGUAGGUAGGUAAUUAGGUAUGUCUUAUAAGAAUGUUUUAAACAGAAUACCAUAUAGAAAUUUGUUUCAUGUGUUUAUACGUGUUCAAAUAUAUUACAUUAGUUUCAUUUC